AUGAUGCAGAUGCAGCAUCAAGCACCCCCUCCCGUGGCACCGCCUCAGAAUGUUCAGCCGAAUCACUUCAACCCUUCGCACCAGAUCGCGGCAAUGAAUGAGGCUGUCUGGUUGCAGAUUGGAAGCUUUUCUGAACUGCUGCGCGUUCCUGACGAGGCCAUGCACGCAUAUGAGCGGGCUCUGCAGGCCAAUCCGAACUCUACCGCCGCAAUGAACGCGAUCGGCAUGCUCCUCAAGGGUCGCGAGGCCUUUGACAAGGCUCUCGAAUUCUUCCGAGCCAUUGUCCAGCUCGACCAGAACAACGGCGAAGCAUGGGGAAAUCUUGGCCACUGCUACUUGAUGACCGAAAAUUUACAAAAGGCAUACGACGCUUACCAACAGGCGCUGGUCAACCUUCGGGAUCCCAAGGACCCAAUGCUGUGGUACGGCAUUGGUAUAUUGUACGAUCGCUAUGGCAGCUACGAUUAUGCUGAGGAAGCAUUUUCUCAAGUUAUGACCAUUCAACCCGACUUUGAGAAGGCCAACGAAAUUUACUUUCGACUGGGCAUAAUCUACAAGCAGCAAUCCAAAUUCAACCAGAGCUUGGAUUGCUUCAAAUACAUUGUCAAUUCUCCCCCCGGGCCUCUUACCCAAGAAGAUAUAUGGUUCCAGAUUGGUCACGUCCAUGAACAGCAGAAAGAUUUUGAUGGCGCCAAGUCCGCCUACCAGCGCGUACUGGACCAGUCGCCCAACCACGCCAAGGUUCUACAGCAAUUGGGUUGGCUCUACCACCAACAAAGCCCAGCAUAUGAUUCCCAGGAACGUGGUAUCCAGUACUUGGAGAAGUCUGUCGCGGCAGACAACCAAGAUGCGCAAAGCUGGUAUCUCUUAGGUCGUUGCUAUAUGUCGCAGCAAAAGUACCCCAAGGCAUAUGAAGCAUAUCAACAAGCCGUAUAUCGUGAUGGAAAGAACCCGACGUUCUGGUGCUCGAUUGGCGUGUUGUACUAUCAGAUCAACCAGUACCGAGAUGCGCUGGACGCGUACUCAAGAGCUAUUAGGCUCAACCCGUACAUUUCUGAAGUCUGGUAUGACCUCGGCACUCUUUACGAAUCGUGUAACAACCAGAUUGCCGAUGCGCUGGACGCUUAUCAAAGGGCGGCAGAGUUGGAUCCGGGUAAUCCACACAUUAAAGCCCGCCUUCAGCUUCUUCGUUCCGGCGGUACAAAUGGCGGUCCGCCACCCGCUGCUCCUCAGCCUGCCGACAUGCAUCCUUCAACGUAUCAGACAGGUCCUACAGGCCCUCCUCAAUGGGGAGGAUCCGCGCAACAACAGUCCGCUGGCCCCCCUGCCGCCACUCAGGCAGCCGGUGAGAGCUGGGCCGGCAGGCUGUCCAACGUCAACCCGCCGCCGCAGCCGCCGAAUCCCUACGAGAGCAGAGCCGGUGAACCAUUCCGUGGUCCAGCGCCGCCUCUCCGGCAGCCCAGCCCUCCUCCGCAAGAGCCGCCUUCGCGCCAGCCAUACCCUGAGCUUAACAGGCCUGGCCCAUCGCGUCGUGGCCCAUCACCGCCGCCUCAAGGCCAUCAAUAUGCCCAGCCUCUUCCUCCGCCACCACCCCAGUCUCAACCUCCGGCUCCUGCACCGGCUGAGCAGCGACGUGUUCUCAAUCCUAACUGGGGUGGCUCGACGCCUUCGGCCUCGGCUCCUCCUCCCAACAACUCUAACAAUGCCAACCCGCCUCCGAAUGCAAUGACUCCGUUCCGGACGGCCAGCAGCCCUCGCACUACCGACGGCCGCCCUCCAGUUCACGACAACCGCAUGCCAUCCCCCAAGUCGGCUUAUCCCCAGCACCCAGCUCCCCCACCACCUCACUAUGCUCAUCAUCCAGAAAUGCCACCCCAGAGUGCUCCCGAAAACAACGCACAGCCGCCGCCUCCCCCGCCUGCGGCGAUCUCUGAGCCUCCUGCUCAACGCAUGGAGGACCGGCCUUCGUCUGUAGGACCCAAGAGACAUCGCGAGUGGGAAGAGGAGCCCGUGGCCAAGAAGCCUGCCAAUGAGGAGACUCGUGCACGACUGGCCGAUCUGGCACACCGCAGGCCCUCUCCAACCCCUCCCCGCGACCCAUACCGCCGCAACUCGUCCGAGGCUCGCCGGACGGAGGAGCAACGUCGCCCUGAAGAACCCAGGAGGUCCGAUGAACCGCGCCACAAGACGGAAAACUACCACCCGUCCGAGGCCGCUCACCACACGCAGAGUCACAGUGUGAGCUCGAACCACCUGCCGCCGAUGCAGCCGGGAUCAGGUCCCAUGACUGGUGUCGUCCACGAAAAACCUCAGCCACCGGUUGUCCCCAAAGAAGAACCCCGUGCUGAACAGGCGCCCCUAGCUCGCCCUGCUCCUCCAUCUGCCUCUGAACCCGAGCGUGCUGCCAGGAAAAUGGACGUCGACGAGGACUAUGAUGACAGCGGGGAAGACGAGAAGAAGACAGUGGUCCUCACUAAUGGUUCUGGGCCUCCCGCAGCAUCAAGUGACUUGAAGGCUCCGGCGCCUUCUUCCAGCAGCGUCAAUGUUGCUUCUGGCCCCGUGCCCAAGACCGAGUAA
Trichoderma aggressivum f. europaeum is the source of this 2577-nucleotide messenger RNA. RefSeq lists its product as uncharacterized. Gene Ontology annotation, biological process: negative regulation of transcription by RNA polymerase II. Bases 1 to 2577 code for a protein of 858 amino acids. The transcript has 7 exons. Gene Ontology annotation, molecular function: RNA polymerase II cis-regulatory region sequence-specific DNA binding; chromatin DNA binding; protein binding. Gene Ontology annotation, cellular component: transcription repressor complex. The record is from RefSeq and is a predicted model, not a curated record. Lineage: Eukaryota; Fungi; Ascomycota; Sordariomycetes; Hypocreales; Hypocreaceae.